Messenger RNA from Mauremys mutica (yellowpond turtle), 1100 nucleotides. It is a transcript of the gene TATDN1, whose product is annotated as TatD DNase domain containing 1. Lineage: Eukaryota; Metazoa; Chordata; Testudines; Geoemydidae. The transcript is spliced from 12 exons. The record is from RefSeq and is a predicted model, not a curated record. Gene Ontology annotation, molecular function: 3'-5'-DNA exonuclease activity. The coding region runs from base 125 to 1018 and encodes 297 amino acids. Gene Ontology annotation, cellular component: cytosol.
CCUCGCCUUCGCCAAGGAGGCGCGCGCGGGCCGACGGGAAGGGGGAGGAGCCCGCGGCGCCCAGGCUGGAUGUUUCCUUCCUUCUGGCGGCCCGGAACACGGAGACUGCGGAGCUGCUGUAGCCAUGAGCCGCUUUAAAUUCAUCGAUAUCGGUAUUAACUUGACAGAUCCUAUGUUCAGAGGCAUUUACAGAGGUACACAGAAACAUCAAGAUGACUUUUUGGAUGUAAUAGAGAGAGCAGUCAAAACUGGUGUUAAAAAGUUUAUGAUUACAGGCGGAAAUCUACAAGAUAGUAAAGAUGCAUUGCAGCUGGCACAGACAAACGACAUGUUUUACAGUACGGUUGGCUGUCAUCCCACCCGCUGUGGAGAAUUUGAGCAGAAUGACCCUGACCAAUAUUUAGCUGAAUUGCAAAAUCUAGCUGAAAAAAAUAAGGGGAAGAUCAGAGCAAUUGGGGAAUGUGGCCUGGAUUUUGAUAGAUUAGAAUUUUGCCCUAAAGACACCCAACUCAAAUACUUUGAAAAGCAAUUUGACCUGUCAGAGCAAACAAAAUUGCCAAUGUUUCUCCAUUGUAGAAAUGCACACACUGAAUUUUUAGAGAUAAUGAGAAGGAAUAGAGAUAGAUGUGUGGGAGGAGUGGUACAUUCAUUUGAUGGCACAAAGGAAGAAGCAGCUGCUAUAAUAGAUUUGGAUCUCUAUAUAGGAAUAAAUGGUUGCUCACUGAAAACAGAAGCCAACUUAGAAACACUGAAGUCAAUUCCUGGUGAAAGAUUAAUGAUAGAAACUGAUGCUCCCUGGUGUGGUGUGAAAAAUACUCAUGCUGGGUCAAAGUGUAUAAAAACAACAUUUCCCACAAAAAAGAAAUGGGAAGUAGAGCACUGCUUGAAGGAUAGAAAUGAACCUUGCCAUAUAAUUCAGGUGCUGGAGAUAAUGACGACAGUAAGAGAGGAAGAUCCACUUGAACUGGCCAACACUCUUUACAACAAUACUAUUAAAGUCUUCUUUUCAGAUAUGUAAUGCUAUGUUUCUUACCUUUAUUUUGUAUAAAAGUAUGCAAAGUCUGUUAACCUUACUAUAAAACUUUAAAAAAGAAAAACCC